UUUGUUCUAUUCCAGUGAUUUCGCCCGGAGAGCUUCUCCCCUCGCAGAAACGGGGGUUCUGGCGUAGAUGCAGGGUGCAUUGUUUCACGAAAAACAAAAGAAAAAGCCUGUUAAGUUUUCAGGGCAUUUUUGACCUUGGUGACGAGGGGAAUGGUGAAAUAUUUGGGGAGAUUCCCGAAGCGAGCAGGAUUAGCGCAAUGGAGUCUUCAUGCGCAGACGAAGUUGUAUUUACCAGGAACGCGCGCGAACUUUCAAACGGUGAAAGUUCGCGUUUACGGGAGGUCUUCUUUCCUUCCUACAGUCGAGUUUCCCUGAAUAUAAGUCAUGGAAGGUUGAGUUACAUCCACUCAGUCUGUUGAAACGAUGUGUAUUCGUUGGCCGAAUGGAUGUGAAAAUCGGUUCACUACCGGGGGGCCUUAUAUAUACGCGCGCUUUUCUUGAAAUCUCAGUGAAACAAAAUUUUUACCGCGCGGAUUCAUUUGAAUUAUUGAAAUCAGGGCAUAUUGUUCGGGAUUAUGGCUGUUUUUGAACGUAAUACUUGCGUGGAGAGCGGUGUGAAGAUGGUGGUUGAGAUGACCGCUGGAUUCUGCACUUGUUCUUCGCCGUAAAAGUUUAUGUGCGGAGUGAUGUCGUGAAUUAGUAGCGAUUUUUAAUCUUCGUACUCCUCGGAAUCUCUACUUUUAGCAAACCAUCCGUGGCUGUGCUUAGGAAUACGUGUCUGUAGCGAGAAAUCUGAAGAUGGUGCUUGAACUGGAGCAGAUGGGGCGAACCUUCGCGAGGAUAACGUUCAACGGUGUCAAGGACAAGGGAGCCGCUCCUCCGCCUUCUUCCCCAAGGCUAGUGGGUAAUAAUGAGUCGCAGGAUCCCGACUGUUGCGAACCGGAUGUCUGGUCGCAGGCCUUCUUCGCCAAGAAGGCCAGGAGUCUGUGCUCGGAAAAGUCGUUGCGGAGAGCGUUUCCGGUCGCCAACUGGUUGCCGAAAUACACCAAGCCGGAUGACAUCAUCGGAGAUCUCAUUGCCGGUAUCACGGUUGGAUUCACCAUCAUUCCACAGGGCAUCGCGUUUGCGGAAUUGGCAAUGAACGGAUUCGUGGUGGAGUUUAUUUCUGCACCCGUGACAGCUGGCUUUGUGACUGCCGCCGCUAUUGUGAUCAUCUUUAGUCAGCUGAAAAUUAUUCUCGGCAUCAAGGGAAUACACGGCGAGGAAUUGUCUACGAUGAUUCCAGGGUUGUACGGGAAAUUCCACGAGACGAACCCUUAUGACGCUUGCAUGGGCAUUGUUUCUAUCAUCGUCCUCCUGUCCAUGAAGUACGGGUUGUACUCGGGUUUCCUGGGUUCUCUCGUGUACAUACUUCUGGGAACCGUCAAGGAGAUCACCAUAGGACCAGCUGCUGUUAUUUGCAUUCUCUUGGGUGGGGCCACUGCCGACUUCGACAAGGAAUACGUCGUGACGUUUAGCAUUUUACUGUGUCUCAUAUCUGGACUAUUCUGCAUGGCUAUGGGUGGAUUCAAGCUCGGAUUCGUGGUGGAGUUUAUUUCUGCACCCGUGACAGCUGGCUUUGUGACUGCCGCCGCUAUUGUGAUCAUCUUUAGUCAGCUGAAAAUUAUUCUCGGCAUCAAGGGAAUACAUGGCGAGGAAUUGUCUACGAUGAUUCCAGGGUUGUAUGGGAAAUUCCACGAGACGAACCCUUAUGACGCUUGCAUGGGCAUCGUUUCUAUCAUCGUCCUCCUGUCCAUGAAGAAAUUGAGGGACGUCAAUUUGAAAGACGUCGUGACGAAUCCGACAGCAGCAAAGGCUUUAAGCAAAAUCCUAUGGACAAUUUCUGCUGCGAGGAACGUCAUCUGGCUUUUGGUUUGCUCAACAAUUGCCAGUGUGAUCAACAAUCGUCGCGGAGAAAAUGUUUUCAGCCUUACACAGCGUGUCAAAAUCAGUGGAAUUCCGGUGCCGCGGUUGCCAGAGUUUCACAUCCCAGCCCAUAAUGUGACCAUCGAUGGCCAUCACGUUCGGUAUGUGCCGGAAAUGGGUUUCUGGGAUAUCCUUGUGCACGGUGGAUCCAUUCUUUUCGUCAUCCCCAUGAUCUGUUUGGUUGAGCAAAUCGCUGUGUGCAAAUCUUUCGCCAAAGCGAAGCCAGUUGACGUGAAUCAAGAGUUGAUGGCAUUAGGAAUCAGCCAAACAAUGGCAGUGUUUUUCCAAAGCAUGCCAGUGACUGGGUCCAUUUGUCGCAGUGCAGUGAAUGCCGUUUCUGGAGUGCGGACACCUUUCGGUGGUUUUUGGUCUGGUGCCAUCGUGUUGUUGGCGUUGUCGUUUUUCACGCAGUAUCUGGAAUACAUCCCAAAGUCGACACUGGGUGCAAUUGUUGUUUGCGCUGUCAUCCACAUGAUUGAGUAUGAAGAGACGCUGCACAUUUGGCAAACCAAGCGAAGAGACAUGUUGCCACUGGUGGUGACCUUUUUCGCUGCAUCUUUCAUUGGACUAGAAUGGGGUUUCAUGAGCGGCGUGGUCAUCAAUAUUCUUAUGUUGCUGUACUUCGCUGCCACUCCUCGUGUGCCCAUUCUGAAAUUCAAGUUGACGGAGGAUAAGAGGGUCGUGGUUCUUCGUCCAGACCGAUCCCUGCAUUACCCCGGCGUCGAAAAGGUGCGCAAUUUGCUGAGCAAAAAGGCCCUCAUGCACAAGGACGCCAUGAUUGUGGUUGACUGCAUCAACCUCAUUGACAUUGACUUCACGGGUGCCAAGGGCCUGGGUUCUGUCGCGGCUGCUUUGCGGGAACGCAGUCAACAAAUCGUCUUCGUCAAUGUGCAACCCAACAUCAACCGAGCCCUCCGGGGUUUCACCCACGGCGAUGUGGACACUUUUGAAACUGCUCAGGACUGGAUUGACACGCUUUCGGACACGAGGAAUCGUCACACGCUCCACCGGACAUUGUCCAACCCUGAAGGCCGGAAGCGUUGUGAUUCGACGCACUUGUUUGACGUUGAAAUCAGUCCGGAAGCAAAAGAACUUGACGUUGAAGGUGUCGACGUCGAGGAGGAAAUUGACGACGGUGAUCUCGACACUUCUGGAUACAUUGACGACAACGGAGUCGACAUACGAUUGUGACACACCUUGCGCGUUUUUUUUUCUCAAGCGCAUUGUCUUAUUUU
Messenger RNA from Notodromas monacha, 3140 nucleotides. The record is from the annotation of a GenBank genome assembly. NCBI's taxonomy places the organism in Eukaryota, Metazoa, Arthropoda, Ostracoda, Podocopida, Cyprididae.